Ruditapes philippinarum (Manila clam) is the source of this 3413-nucleotide messenger RNA. RefSeq names its product tubulin polyglutamylase complex subunit 2-like. The record is from RefSeq and is a predicted model, not a curated record. NCBI's taxonomy places the organism in Eukaryota, Metazoa, Mollusca, Bivalvia, Venerida, Veneridae. The coding region runs from base 169 to 966 and encodes 265 amino acids. Gene Ontology annotation, biological process: protein polyglutamylation. The transcript is spliced from 9 exons.
ACAUGACUUUGAUUUCUAACAAUUGAUACCCUAGUUUUUUCUUCAGAGAACAAAAGAGGAGUUUGUAAACUUGAAUUGGAGCCAAGGAGACCUGCAGAAAGACCAAAUAUACUAGCAUGGGAACAGAAAAACACAGUUUUUUUGCCAGAGGAUUUGAAGAGUUUCUUCAUGACAUCUGAUGGAUUUCAGUUAACAUGGUGUGUUAAAAUUGAAAAUGGGCCUAUACCUGUUGGAAAGAUGUAUCUGAACAGUAUUAGCAAGAUGCUCAAGUUUGGUGGUUCCACAAAUAACACUUUAGUCAAUCCAAGUCUAGCUGACCUUGAUGCAGACUCAGAUAAUGAAGAUGAAACUUCAGGGACAGAAAAACCAACAUUCGAUUGUCGAUGUAAGAUAUUUGAGUUAGAUCCCUGUGACGGUUAUGGAAAAGUCUGUCUUGUGUAUAAAGAAAAUAAAACAGAACCAGAAUAUAAAAAGUCAGCUGACAUAGUCUCAAAAGUGUAUACCUCCGAUUACAUGAAUUAUGGUGGUACAGAUCCAAAAAUAGAAGUGUGGUUCCUGGACCGAGCCUUGCGCUGGCACUACAUUGCAGAGUCAUUCACAGCGUACUACCGGCUAAUGAUCAUGCACCUUGGACUGCCACAGUGGCAAUAUGCUUUCACAGAUAUUGGACUCUGUCAACAAGCAAAGCAAUGGUUUAAUAUGUAUGCUCCACUCCGCCUCGAACUUGAUGCAGAGAUUGGCAUGCCAGGUAUUUCAAGAUCAGAAUCAAGCACCUCAACAACACAGAUUGAUGUAGGGAAAGUUUUCAAAGGAAAAUCAGAUAAAAAGAAACCUGUUCCUGCCCAGACACAGUCUCAGCAAUCGCAAAGUCUCCGGAAAAAACCAACAGUAGCCUCAGCAAAGGUUGGCCAACAACCAGGGUUAAAGACAAGCAGUUCAGCAUCGCAGUUAGCUGGCAAGAAAUGAAAUAUUUUGUAGCUGUGGGAAGAGUUUUUCUGUUUGCAACCAUACACAUGUAUGUCAGUAAUGCCUCAGGGCUUUACUGGUCAGUUAAAACGCAAGAGAGAUACACUUUCCACUAACAUGAUGCCAUGAUACAAAAUAUCUCCCUGUAAAAUUCUUCAUCUAAUAUUUGAAAGCACUGUUUAAAAUUUAAUAAGGUUUUCUAAUAAAUUCAACUUACGUGUACUUUGUUACUUAAUUAGAAACAAUGAUUGAUGUUUAGAAAUGUCAUACCUUAAAACUUUAUAAGAUACAUGCUUAUUUUUGAAAAGAUUGGGCGUUUAAAAUUUACAAUCAUGUAUAAUUAUGUAGUUUUUUACACGGAUCACGGAUUUCUAUGUUAGGAUGUUCAUAAAAUAGUUUUUAACUUUCUUAUAGUGAUAUACAAGAUAAACUUGCAUGAGGGAUUAAAUUUUAACUUCAUGAGGUUUUGUUUGAAAAUAAGAUGUCUUUGCAGGGAAUUAAGGUUGCUGACUUCAAAAUUCAUUAAGUGCAUGAUGACUAAAUGACAACAACAACAACAAUCCGUAGAUAUAUUUUGAUUUGUCUUAUAAAUCAGUUGAAUUUCUAGAGCAAACUGGACCAGUAGAUGUGUAUUAUGUAAUAUUGUAAAAUAAAAUCUUGAGAAAGUAUGACCCCUUGGAAGCAUUAAUCAUAAGAAAAUAACAAGAAAAACGCAGACUUCGUUUGAUAGGGUCUGUACAUGAGGGAUAACAAAAAAGUGCAACAUCCCUGUUUAGUUUUUGUUAUAAUGGAAUAUUUGCCUUGUAAAUGAUAAUUAUAUUUAAAAGUAUGCAGUAAUUGAUUUUAUUCUGUUACUUUGAAAUAAUUUUAUUAUGCCCCCGCCAUGUAAUGGCCGGGACAUAUAGUGUUACCCUGUUCCGUCCUUCCGUCAUUCUGUCAUUCCGUCAUCAUCAGUUUCCGUUCAUUAUCUUUAGAACGGUUGCACACAUUCAACUCAAAUUUGACAUAUGGAUAUGUCAUGAGAAAAUACAGGUAAAGUUCGAAUUUGGUCAUGGUUCUAUGAUUUUUGGCAGAGUUAUGCCCCUUUUACUUUGAAAAUAAUAUGAAAUUUCAGUUUUCGUUCAUUAUCUCCCCAACGGUACAACACAUUCAACUCAAACUUGGCAUAUGGAUAUGUCAUGAGAAAAUACAGGUCAAGUUCGAAUUUGGUCAUGGUUCGAUGAUUUUUGGCAGAGUUAUGCCCCUUUCACUUUGAAAAUAAUAUGAAAUUUUCAGUUUCCGUUCAUUAUCUCCCCAACGGUACAACACAUUCAACUCAAACUUGACAUAUGGAUAUGUCAUGAGAAAAUACAGGUCAAGUUCGAAUUUGGUCAUGGUUCGAUGAUUUUUGGCAGAGUUAUGCCCCUUUUACUUUGAAAAUAAUAUGAAAUUUUCAGUUUCCGUUCAUUAUCUCCCCAAAGGUACAACACAUUCAACUCAAACUUGACAUAUGGAUGCGUCAAAGGAAUGCGCAGGUCAAGUUCAAAUUUGGUCAUGGUUCAAUGAUUUUUGGCAGAGUUAUGCCCCUUUCACUUUGAAAGUAAUAUGAAAUUUUCAGUUUCCGUUUAUUAUCUCCCCAAUGGUACAACACAUUCAACUCAAAUUUGACAUAUGGAUAUGUUUUUGGAAUGCCCAGGCCAAGUUCGAAUUUGGUCAUGGUUCAAUGAUUUUUGGCAGAGUAAUGCCCCUUUCACUUUGAAAUAUUAAUAUGAAAUUUACAGUUUCUGUUCAUUAUCUACCCAACAGUGUUACAUAUUCAACUUAAAUUUGACAUAUGGAUAUGUCAAAGGAAUGGGCAGGUCAAGUUGGAAUUUGGUCAUGGUUUGAUGAUUUUUUGGCAGAGAUGUGUCCCUUUCUUUUUGAAAAUAAUAUAGAAUAAGCAGUUUAAGUUUGAAUUUGGUCGUGGUUCAAUGAUUUUAGACUAACUUAUCUUUCCUGAAUGUUGGAAAAAUUUUGAACUUUCAGUUUCAGCACUCAUACUUUUAGCCAUUAUUUUGGCUACAAAUAUGCUAUAUGCUAUUUUUAAAAGGUUAAGACUGAAUAAUUUCAGUGCCUUGAACAUUGUAUGAAAAUGGUUUGUGUUAACAUUGAAAAGUUUUAAGGGCUUUGAACUUAAAAUGAAAAAAAUAAUUAAUGCACCAUCUGAAAUUUUGGCUGCAUGCGGGGGCAUCCGUGGCAUGAUGACACAUUUCUAGUUUGUGUUGAGAUAUGCUUUAAUUUGAAUUGCAUGAUAAAUGUACAUAAAAAUAAUACUGUUGUGUCAGAAAUUACAUUUAGAAGUAAUACACUCUACGGUAUAUGUAUUUAAGAUAUAUUAUGAUUAUAGAAUAUUUUUCUGCCUGUGAUAAUGUGCUUUUAUUAAUUUGAUCACUAUUUUUAAUAAAAUGUGCAUAACAUUUUGUAAAUCA